Pungitius pungitius (ninespine stickleback) is the source of this 1933-nucleotide messenger RNA. It is a transcript of the gene cdr2l, whose product is annotated as cerebellar degeneration-related protein 2-like. The transcript has 5 exons. NCBI's taxonomy places the organism in Eukaryota, Metazoa, Chordata, Actinopteri, Perciformes, Gasterosteidae. The coding region runs from base 467 to 1912 and encodes 481 amino acids. The record is from RefSeq and is a predicted model, not a curated record.
UAACUUGUCACAUUUAAAAUGUCUAUUAACCGGACUCAUCUUUAAAGAUGGAGUCAACCUAGUAUGCAAACGCACCAACAUGACCUGUUUGAAAAUGCAGCGCAGCAGCAGCAGCAGGGUACAGAGCGAAAGCGCUCCCACUGAAUUCAGCUUUUCCGACGGUGCGUGAACGCAGCAGCCUUCAUCCACCGAGCCUCGCGCGGCCGGGCUGAUGCGAACUCACGGAACCCGGAGCCGCCGUGCCGACCGGUCCUGUGCAGGUGUGCACGGCCCCGUCACGAGGUUCGCUUCCCAUCUGCAGAUGCCUCGGGGUUCAGGUGCCCUGCCAGAAUAGUUUUUUUUUCGCGUGCGCGUGCGUGUGUGUUGUCUCAAAGGGUUACACGCCCGCGGAGGCUGCGCCUCGUUGUCACUUCCGCUCGAGCCGCGCGUGAAUUAGCGGACCGCACCGACAAGUUGGUCAGUCCCGAUGCUGCGCGCGGGCGGGAUGGAGGAGUUCAUCACGGAGGAAGAGGAGCCGUGGUACGACCAGCGGGACCUGGAGCAAGACCUGCACCUGGCCGCGGAGCUCGGGAAGACGCUCCUGGAACGCAACAAGGAGCUGGAGGACUCGCUGCAACAGAUGUACAUCGACAACGAGGAGCAAGUGCAGGAGAUUGAGUACCUGUCCAAGCAGCUGGAGCUCCUGCGGGAGAUGAACGAGCAGCACGCCAAGGUGUACGAGCAGCUGGACGUGACGGCCCGAGAGCUGGAGAUCACCAACGAGAAGCUGGUUCUGGAGAGCAAGGCCUCGCAGCAGAAGAUAGACCGGUUGACGGGCACCAUGGACACCUUGCAUGGUCAGGUGGACAGCCUGACGGUGCGGGUGGAGGAGCUCCGGACUCUGGAGGAGCUGAGGGUCCGCCGAGAGAAGACGGAGCGCCGGAAGACGGUGCACUCCUUCCCCUGCAUCAAAGAGCUGUGCACGGCCCCGAGGUACGAGGACGGCUUCCUGUUGGCCAACCCGGGGAGCGUGGACCUGGCCGAGGAGCGGCCGGCGGACGAGGAGAACGAGCGCCUCCGGGGCAUGGUGUCCUCGCUGCGCGCCGCCAUGGCCGCCGAGCGCUCCCGGCGGGAGGGCGCCGAGCGCGAGUGCUCCGCCGUGCUGCAGGAGUUCGAGCGGCUGGAGCAGCGGCUCCUGGGGGCCGAGGGCUGCCAGCUGCGGGUCCAGGAGCUGGAGGCCGAGCUGCAGGAGAUGCAGCAGCUGCGGAAGUCCCGCGCGUGCCUGAUGGGCGGCAUGGAGCACGGCCUGGAGACGCUGCUCGCCAACGGCCCCGAGACGGACACCCCGGAGGAGGGCCUGGGCCCGGGGGGGGAGGAGGGGGAGGAGGAGGGCGGCGACGCGGAGCAGGGGCCCACCGGGCAGCAGGUGAGGAAGAGCUGCAGCGACACGGCCCUGAACGCCAUCUCGGCGCGCGACGCCUCGGGCCGGCGCCAGGGCAGCUACGCCAUCCACGCCAACGGCGUGCGCAAGCGGGGGAUGUCCAUCCUGCGCGAGGUGGACGAGCAGUACCACGCGCUGCUGGAGAAGUACGAGGGGCUGCUGGGGAAGUGCCGGCGCCACGAGGAGAGCUUGUGCCACGCCGGGGUGCAGACGUCCCGGCCCGUCUCCAGGGACCCGUCUAUGAGGGACUACAGCGCCGUCUGCGCCGGGCCCUCAGCAGCGGCGGCGGCAGCAGCACCACCCCCCCUGCCGCCGCCGGCACCCUCCACCCCGGAGGCCCUGGAGGGGAUCAGCAGGCAGGUGGAGCAGGUGGACAAGCGGCUGAGCCAGAACACGCCGGAGUACAAGGCCCUCUUCAAGGAGAUCUUCUCCCGCCUGCAGAAGACCAAGAGCGACGUGAACUCCAGCAAGAGCAAGAAGGGCCACAAGUGAGGGAGGGGGGGGCUCAUCUCU